ACCGGAAGUGUUUAGUAAGGCUGUAUGGUGUUGUGGCUGUGUGUGUUUUUUAGGGACUGAAGCUCUUUCUCUGUUUAUAAACUGUGUAAUUUACUGUAUUUCGCGCAGUUAAUCGUGUGUUUUAUAUCAGUGUGGUUUAUUAGCGGUAUAUUAGAGCUCGCGCUGUGUGGAGAAUGUCCUCGCCGGUGGAAAUGACGGAGUUAUAUGAUAACGCGCUGCUCGGGAUUCUGCAGCACGUCGGAAACAUCCAGAAUUUUCUGCAGAUUUUUUUCGGGUUUUUAUACAGAAAAACUGAUUUUUACCGGCUGAUGAGCAGCUCUACCGACCGCAUGGGUUUUCCGCCCGGAGUCGCGGAGAAAAUGGUGCUGAAGACAUUUAAGCUGUUUGAGAAGUGUGCGGCUCAGGACAGAGAGCGGGCGAUGCAGGUUGCUGAGGAGACCAAAGCAGUUCCAGCAGCAGUUCAGGAGCUGGAGGUUCAGUCACAGCCAGAAGAAGCAGAACCUGCUGAAGCCCCUCAGGAACCUGCAGCUGCCUCAGCUUCAGCCACAGAACCAGACGCUGCUUCAGCUAUGGAGACCCAGUCACAAAACAGCGUCCAGCCUGCAGAGAGUGAUCAGGCAGCAGCAGCAGCAUCCAGUUCAGCCUCCGGUUCAGCCUCCGGUUCAGCCUCCGCUUCAGCCUCCGCUUCAGCCUCCAGUACAGAUGCAGGUGGGCAGACUGUUUAUCAAGCCAACUCGGACAGCUACAAUGGUGCAGUUAGAGAAAACUACAGCUGGUCGCAGGAUUACACGGAUGUGGAAGUUCGAGUUUUUGUACCACCCAGUAUCGUCAAGGGCAGACAGGUAUCUGUGAACCUUCAGUGUGGUUCAGUUCGUGUAGCAGUGAAGGAGGGAGCGUCAGAAAAAGUCCUGCUGGAAGGCGAAUUUACUCACAAAAUCAACACAGAGAAUUCGCUGUGGAGUCUGGAGCCAGGACAAUGUGUAUUACUCUCUCUCAGUAAAACUGGGGAGGUGUGGUGGAGCGCGGUGCUGAAAGGUGAGCAGGAGAUCGACGUGAACCAGAUUAACCGCGAGCGCUCCAUGGCCAGCGUGGAUGAGGAGGAGCAUGCAGUGCUGGACCGCCUCACCUUCGACUACCAUCAGAAACUGCAAGGAAAGCCCCAGAGCCACGAGAUGAAAGUUCACGAUAUGCUGAAGAAAGGCUGGGAUGCUGAGGGUUCACCGUUUAAAGGACAGCAGUUUGAUCCUUCCAUGUUCGACAUACCACCAAGCGCUGUCCAGUUCUGAGCUCUGCGGCGUGUUCGGCAGAUGCUGAGAGCAGCACACUCUGACAAAAGCACUGACGACUCGGCUCAGACGGUCCGGAGCUCUCGAUUUCAGGAGCAAACUGCAGCCUGUGGUGAAAAACUGCCAAAAUAAAAGCCUCUGAACUGCGGAUACAACAAUGACUCUCUGACAUGAAUAGGUUACUGUGUGGCUUGGUGCCCGCGUGGGUCUGAUUUAUUAUUAUUACUGCUUUUAUUCAAUAUAAAAAUGUUGCAGCCGGUUGAUUUGGCCCUCUGAUAUAAAAUUAACAUGGAUCAUAUGUUAAUGUUAUUUAAAGGAUGUUCAUCCUAUCAGUGAAAGGUUUGUUUGGAGAUUUGUGUGUGUGUGUGUAAGUCUAGAGUAACUUGAUAGCAUUCUGUAUUAGAAGUGAAUGUGAACAAUGAUAGCCAAAGGUUUUAUUAACCAAAUGAUGAACGAGAUGUUUUACAUGUUUCCUCAUUACACUAAAUUCAGCACGUCUCUGUGUGUAUUAGAGCCACUUUCAUUUAAACGUUUUGGCGACUGAAUUUCAUCAGAAUAUUUUGGGAGGUUCAUUAUAUUUAGUUUUUUUUUUGGUCAUUCAGUUUUUGAUUUGUUUCCUGUGCCUGAACUCAAUAAAAUACAUUUGAGAAAAUCA
Messenger RNA from Astyanax mexicanus (Mexican tetra), 1941 nucleotides. It is a transcript of the gene nudcd3, whose product is annotated as NudC domain containing 3. NCBI's taxonomy places the organism in Eukaryota, Metazoa, Chordata, Actinopteri, Characiformes, Acestrorhamphidae. Bases 174 to 1286 code for a protein of 370 amino acids. The transcript has 6 exons. The record is from RefSeq and is a predicted model, not a curated record. Gene Ontology annotation, biological process: protein folding. Gene Ontology annotation, cellular component: cytoplasm.